AUGCAAAUAAAAUUCAAGAAUAUAAAGUUGCUGAGUACUCGAAGUAAAACGGUAUCGUCAACCGAUUCUGAGUCUACCGAAGGGCCUCUUAUUGAAGACAGAUGGACCAACAACAUAAGUUAUCGCCAGCUUGUUAUUUCAUCAUGUAUCGGAAUCCUUCAAGUCUGGUGGCAUCCGUAUCUUCACGAUUUUGCAAGAUUCCUGCCAUUUCUUUUUCUGUACAACGUGUUUAGUGUAUUCUUCGCCUACCCAUUGUUCUAUUUGGAGCUAGCAUUGGGUGUUGUGACGAGAAAGGGUGUAUUGAACUGUUGGGAUAUGUCACCGUGUGCUAGAGGUGUUGGAAUAGCAAUGCUCAUUACUUCAAUGUUCACUGUCAUAUCGUUGGGUGUUGUUAGUGCAUGGUGUCUGGCGUUAACGGUCCAUUCCCUGCAUUCAUUUCUACCCUGGCUGCAUUGUGCUGCAGAUGCGAAUCCCCCGUGUGCUGCCAGACAUCGCCCAUUACCUGAGGGAAGUGAGACACCGGCGCAGUCUUUCUUUUUUAAUUUCGUACUGAAUUUAAAAAGAAAUGGACUCUCUGGUGGUCUCGGAAAUGUGGUACCUGAGUUGACUGUGUACUAUGUGAUUAGUUGGAUCUUGGUGUAUCUUAUAGCCUGUAAACGAAUCUAUAGUUAUUCAAAGAUGGUAUUAUUCAAAGACGCGCUAACGUAUUUCUCGUUAGUUGUAUGCGCUGUGGGCGUGACCAGGCUUAAUGGAGCGGGCAGAAUGUUCAAAGAGUGCGAUUGGGGUGUUCUUUUUAACGGUUUUCAGGUAUGGCGCGAAGCGAUCGAAUAUUCCUUUCUCCAGAUGUGUGUAUCACAAGGAACAUUGGUAAUGCUGGGAUCCUACUGUCCCAAACAGAAGCAGAAGCUGACCAACACAGCGCUUCUUGCUUUCGCGGUAUCCAAAACAUGUUGUACUGGCACGGCCUUCAUACUUGGCGCUGUGCAUGGUGCCUUAUAUCUGGAUUACGAUAAUAGUACUAGGAUUUGGGGAGGAGCAUCAUCCUCAAUCGUUCUCUGGUCUGACUACGUAGCACGAAUACCAGGCAGCCAGUUUUGGUCAUUUCUUAUAUUUUUCUCACUGUUUGUAUUAUCACUUUCGUCUAUGGCACUACUAGUUCAAACAAUAAUAUCAACGUUCACAGGACGACUCGUUCGGAAAAUAACAUGGGCGUUUCUUAUAUUAAUUUGUUUUCUCCUUUGUUUUAUUGGCAUCUUAACUCUUUGUACUCAGGGCGGACUUUAUAUCCUAAAUUUCCUGAUGCGGUGGCCAGUUUCGAAGCCCAGAGCACCAAUAGCUGCUGUCCUUACACUCGUGGUUACUUUUGUCUACGGACAAACUGCCUUCUGUGAAGACGUGUAUUUCGCUGUCGGAGAAUAUCCUAGCGUUUUCUUGAGAAUCUGUUGGGCAGUGGCACCGUUAAUAUUGAUGAGCACAUUUUUAUCGGGAAUAUCGUAUGGGCCGUUUGAAGCAGGCAUCGGUUGGACGCUGGUCUCAUUGACGUUGGCUCCAAUAGCGAUCGUGAUGCUGCUGUAUCUUAUCUUCAAAUUUAGAGUCAGGGAUUUCUUUUUGCACAUGUGUGGCAAAAAUUACGAACAUUAA
Messenger RNA from Pieris macdunnoughi, 1641 nucleotides. NCBI's taxonomy places the organism in Eukaryota, Metazoa, Arthropoda, Insecta, Lepidoptera, Pieridae. The record is from the annotation of a GenBank genome assembly.